AUGUUCCUUUUGUUACUCAUAGCGUUUGUUAUCAGUUCAUCGAAUGCUUGGUCUCGAGAACGACCAGUAGACAAUGCAUCCAUCUUGAUAUAUGUCGGUACAUACACCGGCAGGAAUGACACUGAUAGUAAAGGUAUUUAUGCAUUUGCAUUUGAUAGUAAUAAUUUAUCACUAAAACCAUUGGGACUCGUUGCAAUUACACCUCAUCCGACGUACAUACUAAUUCAUCCCUCGAAAAAAUACAUUUUAUCUGUCAACGAACUGAAUGAAGGAAAAGUAAAUGCGUUCAAAAUUAAUUCAAUACAAACGGGCCAAUUGACAUUAGUCAAUCAACAAUCGUCUUAUGGAAGUUAUCCAAUCCAUCUUUCAUCGAAUAAAAUAGGUCGAUAUAUUUUUGUUGCGAAUUAUAUGAGUGGCACUAUAGCUGUGUUACCGUUUGAGGGUGAAAAUGGGCAUAUUCAACCAACGGAUGGAGUUUAUCAACAAAACGGAUCCUCGAUUGAUCUUGAAAGUCAAACAUCAUCUCAUCCUCAUUGUAUUUUGCUAGAUAAGAAAGAAGAAAAUGCUAUAAGUGCUGACUUAGGUUCAGAUGAACUGUACGUAUAUCGAUUUUUACCAACUUCUGGAACAUUAAAAAAAUUGUACGUUACAAAAUCGGUACAAGCGGGUAAUGGUCCUAGACAUUUAAUAUUCAGUGAAGAUGGAAGUUAUGUUUAUGUAAUGAACGAAUUGACAUCAUCAAUUACUGUUUUCAAAUAUUAUCCUAGCCUAAGAGCAAUUCAAACCAUUUCAACAUUACCACCAAAUUUUACAUUGAUCAAUUAUGCUGCGGAGCUUCUUCUCCAUCCAGUAUCGGGUAAAUUUCUUUAUGCAUCGAAUCGUGGUCAUGACUCUAUAGCUGUUUUUCAAGUUGAUAAAACCACUGGACUUCUAACUAUUAUACAACACAUAAAUGUACAAGGGCGUACACCUCGAAAUUUUAACAUCCUGCCAAACGGAAUGCAUUUAAUUGUGGCUAAUCAAGAUUCGAAUAAUUUAGUGGUAUUUUCGAUUGAUCAAAUUACAGGAAAGCUGACAAAAACCGAUGUGUCUGCUCAUGUGAGCAAACCAACUUGCAUAAAAUUCUUAAUUCCAUAG
Messenger RNA from Adineta steineri, 1137 nucleotides. The record is from the annotation of a GenBank genome assembly. Lineage: Eukaryota; Metazoa; Rotifera; Eurotatoria; Adinetida; Adinetidae.